Tribolium madens (black flour beetle) is the source of this 1285-nucleotide messenger RNA. RefSeq lists its product as uncharacterized. The transcript is spliced from 2 exons. The record is from RefSeq and is a predicted model, not a curated record. Bases 139 to 1197 code for a protein of 352 amino acids. NCBI's taxonomy places the organism in Eukaryota, Metazoa, Arthropoda, Insecta, Coleoptera, Tenebrionidae.
UGCGCUUGGUACGAAAUGGGGGGAAUCUUAUAAACACAAUAUAUCUCUCUGAAAAUCCCUCAUUUCUGUAGUGCUCGCGGCUUUUUCAACAUCGACAUCGAAAAAAUAAAUGGUGGCAGUGUUGAAGCAGACGACAAAAUGAAAUUACUCGUGUUUCUCCUCCCUGUGGUACUCUCCAUAUCCCGCCAACCCAAAGAAAUCGCCCAAAGACGCCAACUUCUCGGCUACAUCAACAACAUUAUUCACGAAAACCCCAAUUAUCCCGAUCAAUCAGCCCAAAGUUCAGUCAAAGUCAACUUCAAUCCAGACCAAUCCCAACUAUUCAACGUUGGAUACAGUGUCCGGUUUACCAAUGGUAAACCACCUGUAAAAUACACCAACAAUUUGGAAAAUGCUGAAAUCAUAACUGGAACUAGAAAAGAAAACGAACAAGUCCAAAGUCCACAGGAUUUUAUCAGUAGCAAAAAACAUAAAAUUUCAGGAAUUAAACCGAAACCUCAAGUCGUUUCGACUUAUCCAAAUCCGAAAAUUUUACUAACACAAGCCAAUUUGUCACCAGCCACGCAAAAAUACUACAAGACAUUGGAACAAGCCAAACCACAAGUCGCAAACGUGCAAGAUUUACAACAAAAGUACUCGUGGAGGAAUUUGGGGCCGGGUGUGGAAAUCAUUAAAAGUACUGAAGUCCCAACGAGUUUUGGACGUGGACGUAGUCAGGAUUUCGACCAAUCGAACGCUCUUGAAAACCAACAAGUUUUGUACUUCAAACAACAACAGCAAGUCCCAAUUGGGGCCACGUCGCUGUUACGACAACAACAACAACAACAACAGCAAGUCCCAAUUGUGGCCAAAUACCCCAUUGACACGUCGCUGUUACGCGAACAAGUCCCAAUUCUGUAUGCAAAUCCUAGUACUAAAUACCAAGAUCAGCGAGUUCAAGAGGUUAAUUAUCUCCAACAAGCGUAUAGGACGAUCCCAGAGAGUUCGCAAUUGAGGCCAGUCCAAAUCGUUUAUCAACAAGAACAGGAGUACCAACCGGAACAAAGCCGUUUUCAGUAUAAAAUUUACGGAAAAGCUCAACCAAUCAACAGACAAACAACUGAAGAAACAGUUUUACGUCAACCGAGAUUUUUGAAAGAUUUGUACACGAAUAUGCGACCACCCAAUUAUCAAAGAAUUGUACGAGUGUACAAAUAAUUAUGAUAAUUUCUUGACUGUUUAGUUGUUUAAGUUUUUAUUUAUUGCUAUGUUACAGAAUUUUUCAAUAAAGUGUGUUUCAGUUGUA